AUGGCGUCUGUCCAGCAGUCUGCCAAUAUGCCGCAGCAGAACAUCGGCCUGCCGCCAAACCUCACUCCCCAGCACAUCCAGGAGGUUUACCAGGAGAAAAUAUAUGAUACUGACCUGUUGAAGAAAUUCCGGCAGAUGCAAGAACAAGGUGUGCGCCAUGAUGACCCGGAAUACCUUAAAGCUCACAAUCUGCUGUCUGCCGUCCAGCGGCAACAGGCGUACCAGAAGCAGCGCCAGAUGCAGAUGCUUCAUGCGCAGAGACAGCAGCAGCAACCUCAACCGCCUCAGCAGGUCCCCCAAGCUGCUCCCCAGGCUCCCCAGCAGCUGCAAGGGCCGCUAAAUGGCAUUGCUGAUUCCAAUGGAACUGAUGCAAAUUCUGCCGUCCCAAGUGCUAGCACCCCGAGUCAGAAAGGCGCCUCUCAAGGAUCGCAAAGCUUCACGCCAGAACAGCUGGCAACCUUGAGGAAUCAGAUACUGGCCUUCAAGAUGCUCUCCAAGAAUCUGGCUAUCCCCCAGCGCGUCCAGCAGCAGCUCUUUGCAAAGAAGGCAACAGGUGUUGACGGCGUUCUCAGCUCUGAUCAGUCAGUAGAUGGCACUGGUCGCGAUGUAUCUGGCGAGAGUGAAGCCGCUGUCGAGAAGCUCAGAACCAUGUUCGAGACCUUCAAGAACCCCUAUGACAUCCUCGGCGCGACUAUUAAUUACAAUGACCAUGCCGUGCGCCGGAAUCGGCUGAGGCUGCCUUGCAUAACUCCCAUGGGUAUCGAUCUCGACAAGGUCCGCGAAGACCGGGAAAUGAUCCUGUACAACCGUAUUAAUGCUCGAAAGGCAGAAUUGGCCAAAUUGCCUGCCAAUCUUGGUGUCUGGGACAGUGGUGAAGGAGAUUCACCCACAGCUGAUGACUCCCUCAAGCUCAAGGCCCUGAUUGAGUACAAGAUGCUCAACCUCCUCCCUAAACAACGCGCGUUCCGUAGGCAGAUCCAGAACGAGAUGAUGCACUUCGACUACCUUGCCAUGUCUGCCAAUCGACCGGCUCAUCGUCGCAUGAAGAAACAGUCCCUGCGUGAAGCCAGAGUUACCGAGAAGCUCGAGAAGCAGCAGCGCGAUGCCCGUGAGACCAAGGAGAAACAGAAGCAGUAUAACCAGCUACAGGCUAUCCUUAACCACGGUGCUGAUGUGCGCAAUGCUGGAACAGAGCAGCGUGGCCGUAUACAGAAACUUGGUCGUCUGAUGAUGGCUCAUCACACUCACCUCGAGCGUGAGGAACAGAAACGAGUAGAACGAACUGCCAAGCAACGUCUCCAGGCUCUUAAGGCAAACGACGAGGAAACGUAUAUGAAACUGCUUGGUCAGGCCAAAGAUUCCCGUAUUUCCCACUUGCUCAAGCAGACCGAUGGCUUCUUGCGGCAACUUGCUGCUUCCGUUCGUUCUCAGCAGCGCAUGACUGCAGAACGUUAUGGAGACGAAGACCAAAUUGAGACCGAUGAGGAUAUAGGUGACUCUGACGAAGAGGAAGAGAGCCGAAAGGUUGACUACUACGCCGUCGCCCAUCGUAUCAAGGAAGAAGUCACUAUCCAACCGAGCAUUCUUGUUGGUGGUACCCUCAAGGAAUACCAGCUCCGUGGUCUAACCUGGAUGAUCUCCCUCUACAACAACAACCUUAACGGUAUCUUGGCCGAUGAGAUGGGUCUCGGUAAAACUAUCCAGACCAUCAGUUUAAUCACCUACCUUAUCGAAACCAAGAAGCAAAACGGCCCAUACCUCGUCAUCGUUCCCCUGAGUACCCUGACCAACUGGAAUCUCGAAUUCGAGAAAUGGGCCCCGUCUAUCACUCGUAUUGUCUACAAGGGUCCGCAAGUAACUCGAAAACAGCACCAGCAGGCCAUUCGAUGGGGUAACUUCCAGGUGCUUCUCACAACAUAUGAAUUUAUUAUCAAGGACCGCCCUAUUCUCAGCAAAGUCAAGUGGCUACACAUGAUUGUUGAUGAAGGUCACCGUAUGAAGAAUGCGGGAUCGAAGCUGAGUUUCACCCUUACCAACUACUACCAGUCCAGAUACCGUUUGAUUUUGACCGGAACUCCGCUGCAAAAUAACCUUCCUGAGCUCUGGGCUCUGCUCAACUUCGCCCUCCCCAACAUCUUCAAGUCCGUCAAAUCGUUCGAUGAAUGGUUCAAUACCCCGUUCGCGAAUACAGGCAGUCAAGACCGUAUGGAGCUUACAGAAGAAGAACAGUUGCUCGUCAUUCGUCGCCUUCACAAAGUUCUUCGUCCAUUCUUGCUCCGUCGUCUCAAGAAGGAUGUCGAGAAAGAUCUUCCCGAGAAGCAAGAACGUGUCAUCAGAUGCAGAUUCUCUGCCCUCCAAGCCAAGCUGUAUAAGCAGCUUGUCACUCACAACAAACUUGCUGUCAGUGACGGAAAGGGUGGAAAGACUCCUGUGCGUGGUCUGAGUAAUAUGCUCAUGCAACUGCGUAAGCUCUGUAACCACCCGUUCGUCUUUGACUCGGUAGAAGAAGAGUUGAAUCCCGGCAAGGCUACAAACGAUCUUAUUUGGCGUACUGCUGGUAAAUUCGAACUGCUCGACCGAAUCCUUCCUAAAUUCUUUGCUUCGGGCCAUCGUGUCCUCAUGUUCUUCCAGAUGACACAGAUCAUGAAUAUCAUGGAAGACUUCAUGCGGUUCCGUGGCAUGAAGUAUCUCCGGCUGGAUGGUGCAACAAAAUCAGACGACCGAUCCGACCUACUGAGACGCUUCAACGAACCCGGAUCAGAGUAUUUCUGUUUCCUCCUCUCUACCCGUGCCGGUGGUCUGGGUCUAAACUUGCAAACCGCCGAUACCGUCAUCAUAUACGACUCCGAUUGGAACCCUCACCAGGAUCUGCAGGCUCAAGAUCGUGCUCACAGAAUCGGUCAGAAGAACGAAGUCCGUAUUCUCCGACUGAUCAGUUCCAACUCCGUUGAAGAACGAAUCCUCGAGCGUGCCCAGUUCAAGCUCGAUAUGGACGGCAAGGUUAUCCAGGCCGGUAAAUUCGACAAUAAGUCUACCAACGAGGAACGAGACGCUCUGCUGCGUACUCUGCUUGAAACCGCCGAGAACGCAGACCAAAUUAACGACCAGGAUGAGAUGGAUGAUGAUGACCUGAACGAAAUCAUGGCCCGAUCUGAGACCGAGUUUGCCCUUUUCCAGAAGAUUGACGCGGAGCGUCAGAAGACUUGCGAGUACGGCCCGGGACACAAGUUGCCUCGUCUCCUUGGUGAAGAUGAGUUGCCGGACAUCUAUCUGACCGAAGAGAACCCCACAGCUCCCGCGGUUGAAGAAGUUGCUGGUCGUGGUGCUCGUGAGCGCAAGAACGUAAAAUAUGACGAUGGCCUGACAGAAGAGCAAUGGCUAACGGCUGUUGACGGCGAUGAAGAAACGCUUGAAGAGACAAUUGCAAAGAACGAUGCCAGGAUGGAACGGCUCCGUGCCAACCGUGAGAAGCGCCAGAGAAAAGCACAGGGUCUGGACUCUUCUCCUGAACCAUCCAGAGAGACAUCCGCCACGCCACAGCAGAAGAAACGCCGCAAGGGACCAGUCCCUAAACGCAAGGCCGAUGAGCCAAUUGAAGAUGCCCCUGCCAAGCGCAAGAAAGGCAAAGCCAACAAGGCCGCGGACUCACUCACAAACACCGAACGAGCCACACUGCAGCGAAUACUCAACAGCGUCUAUCAGACUCUCAUGGACCUUGUGGAGGACGUUCCUGCCGAUUCCGAGGACAGUGAUGAGGAACCCAUGACUCGUUCUGUCAUCGAACCGUUCAUGAAGCCACCGCCUAAGUCACAAUAUCCAGACUAUUACAUGAUCAUCCAGACGCCCAUCGCCAUGGACAUGAUCAAGCGGAAAAUCAAUCGUGAAGAAUACUCUAAUCUCAAGGAGUUCCGCGAGGACAUUCGUCUUCUCUGCACCAAUGCCCGAACAUACAAUGAAGACGGAAGCUUACUCUUCCAAGACGCCAAUAACAUUGAGGCCACCUGUACCGCCGAAUUAAGAAAAGAGACUGAAAAGCACCCUGAAUUUGCCGACUUUGAUGACUCCGGUUCAUCCGUGGGAGAUGAAUGA
Molecule: messenger RNA, 4089 nt
Organism: Trichophyton verrucosum HKI 0517
Lineage: Eukaryota; Fungi; Ascomycota; Eurotiomycetes; Onygenales; Arthrodermataceae
Exons: 4
Coding region: 1-4089 (1362 amino acids)
Biological process (GO): positive regulation of transcription by RNA polymerase II
Cellular component (GO): nucleus
Molecular function (GO): histone binding; ATP binding; DNA binding
Source: RefSeq, a predicted model, not a curated record